AUGAAGUUUCCUUCAAAAAGGACCAGCUACAACGUAGAUGAAGCAGACAUCAGGAAAUUGCCCCAGAGACCGGCGAAAUCUUUACAUCAAGAAGCUCUACAGUUGUUAAAACAACCUGAAGUCACCAGAAAAGAGACAAGGAACGAUUCCGAUUUAGAUACAAGUAGGUCAACAUCAGAAUCCGAAUCGAAUGUUUCGAACAUUGAAGAUGACGUACAAGAUUUUUGUUACUAUAAGUAAAUAACAGAUAUUCAUUUUGCUGCAAAUUGUUUAUAAAAAAA
This is a messenger RNA of Acanthoscelides obtectus, 281 nucleotides long. The record is from the annotation of a GenBank genome assembly. Lineage: Eukaryota; Metazoa; Arthropoda; Insecta; Coleoptera; Chrysomelidae.